AUGACUGGUCUGACCAUCACAGACCUGGAGGAUCUGUUAGAGGACAUUAAGGUCUACUUGGAGCUGGAGCAGGGAAAGAACACAGACUACUGGAGAGACAUCGUCACUGUGACUGAAGACGAGCUAAACAAGCUCCGCAAGCUGGAUGCUAGCACAAGAGAAUAUUUUGGUGACCGUCGCGAGGGCAUCAACACGGCAGUGACCAGCGAAGUCAGCAACAUCUUCAAGGGCAAGACGACGAACCAGCUGAAACUAUUGGAGCAGCAGAUCAGAGAGAAGCUCACUGGUGGAGAGGGUAUUGAUAUUGGUUACUGGGAGUCCCUGCUUCAGCAGCUGAAGGCACACAUGGCCCGGACGAGGCUUCGGGAACGUCAUCAGGAUGUCCUCAAGCAGAAGCUGAAUGCCCUCAAGAGAGAGCAAGGAAUUGACUCAGAUCCACUAUUUCCUGUGCUACAUGACGAUUCAAGGGGCAGUGCAUCUGGUCACUCCUCACCCGCUGUCCAUCGGUCAUCUCCUGGAGUCCAUAGGUCAUCUCCCGCACCAGGAGUCCAUCGGUCGUCUCCUGCAAUACAUCGAGCCUCACCCAUCCCCCAGAGGUCAUCCCCUGCCCCCCUGCCAGGAACCUCAUCCCAGCCUGACGAGCAGCCCAGUGUGAAGGAGGAGGAUCUGGCAGCAGAGAGGCAGGACAGUGAGGAAGAAGAUGAUGAUGGAGAAGACUCGGAGCCAUUGAUCACUGAAGCUGACCUGGAGGAGGAGGCUGUGGAUGACUACACUGCUGGCAGCUACAGCCCUAGGCUGCUGCGGAGCAACGAGCUGGACAUCGACGCUGUGGUGUACGAUCCAGUGGACGACCUCAAGAAACUGGACCUUGCUCGGGAUCAAGUGCGGACAACUGGCCGAGUUAGGCUUGACGGAGAGACAUUGUUUGAGAAGAAGGCCCGAGAGGGGAUGAAUGAUGAUGAGGCUCAGUUCAGUGUUGAAGUCACGUUAGAUAAGCAGGCUUUCUUGUGGUCCGACAAGUACAGGCCACGAAAACCAAGGUUCUUCAACAGAGUCCAUACGGGUUUUGAAUGGAACAAGUACAAUCAAACUCACUACGAUAUAGACAACCCACCGCCAAAGAUUGUGCAGGGUUACAAGUUCAAUAUAUUCUACCCCGAUCUGAUCGACAAGACAGCAACACCAGAAUACACUGUGACUCCAUGUGAUGACAACAAAGAUUUCGCCACACUUAGGUUUCAUGCUGGACCGCCCUAUGAGGACAUUGCCUUCAAGAUCGUCAAUCGUGAGUGGGAAUAUUCGUACAAGCGUGGAUUCCGAUGUCAGUUCCAAAACAACAUUUUCCAGCUGUGGUUCCACUUCAAGAGAUAUCGUUACCGGAGAUGAACAGUGACUACACAGUGUGACUUCACCACCACCAUCAUCAUCAUCAUUUGUACAUACGUCGCCUGUAGAUAUGACAAUUUUAUCCCUUGUAAAUAAACUCAAAAUUGUAA
Molecule: messenger RNA, 1496 nt
Organism: Haliotis rubra (blacklip abalone)
Lineage: Eukaryota; Metazoa; Mollusca; Gastropoda; Lepetellida; Haliotidae
Product: cactin-like
Biological process (GO): mRNA cis splicing, via spliceosome
Cellular component (GO): spliceosomal complex; cytoplasm
Molecular function (GO): protein binding
Source: RefSeq, a predicted model, not a curated record